Messenger RNA from Ilex paraguariensis (yerba mate), 405 nucleotides. Lineage: Eukaryota; Viridiplantae; Streptophyta; Magnoliopsida; Aquifoliales; Aquifoliaceae. The record is from the annotation of a GenBank genome assembly.
GUUGGUCCUCGUUCAAACAAGGACAGGGAAAGGUUCCCUCCAAACAACAUCCUACUGAUGAUGGCCGGGGCAGGGUUGCUGUGGAUGGGUUGGUCGGGGUUCAAUGGCGGAGACCCUUAUGCGGCCAACAUCGACGCUUCCUUGGCCGUCUUGAACACUCACGUCUGCGCCGCCACUAGCCUGUUGACAUGGCUCAUUCUCGACGUUGUGUUCUUCGGAAAGGCUUCAAUCAUUGGUGCUGUCCAAGGCAUGAUCACUGGUUUGGUUUGCAUCACUCCGGCAGCUGGUACCUUCGGAAACCCUCAAAUUUCUGCCGCUAACCCUACACAUAUGGAUAUUAAAUUUUUGGGUAGAUUUAUAAUUUAUAUUCUUAAAGUAUGCAAUAAAGAAUUAUUUGCUUCUUGA